UCGUGUUAAGUGUAAGGUAUUGCUUUGCUUGAAAACGUGGCAUUCCUUCAUAGACCUUCAAAACAACCAUUUCAUUAACUUAUUUACAAAAGAGACUGCGAAUGUAAUAACAUUGUAAACGAUUUUUCUCUUUGGGAUGGAUUCAGUUUGUGCUAACAUGACGUUGUCGUGCUGAAUGUAACUGGUCAGAUUGUGCUUGGGGUAGCUAGAAGCUGACUUUUUAGAGAUGUCGAAUCUGUUUUAGGACUUCGGAUCCACGUAGCACUGAAGAUUAAACGUUACGAUGGCUGAUCGCUACUACCGCCUUAUCACCUUGGUCGUCGAUGUUUGCACGCCUGUCCUUGGAGAGCUUUUUCUGUUCUACGCAAAGGCAGAUACUUCCACGCCGUUCAUAGACAUCCAACAGUACAUGUCAGCAAAGAAACAAUUUGUUCGUCGGCUAAGAGGUCUCCCGAAGCAUAUUUAUGAGAAGAUUUACAACUCGGGUCCCAUUGACGAAAGUAAAUGGGACAUUACUGCCAUAACGCGUUUGCUUCUUGGCAUUUUUAGUUUGCCAACACACGUGAAAGCCAGCGUUGAACAGAUAAGAACCGAUAGAAACAAUCUUCAGCAUAUUAAUCAGCUACAAAGCUUAACGGAGCAAGAAUUUGAAAAUACAUGGAGGUCAAUAGAACAAAGUAUUAGCCAACUCGUUUCAAAUUUGUCUCCCGUAUUUCAAAAACAGACAACAGAAAACAUAAAUAAAGCAAGAACAGGUAACUUUCCAAAUAUGUUCAAUACGUUCACAACUUGGUGUCUGGGUAUGGGUGGCAACCUACAAGAAAUAAAAGAGAAUACAAAGGUAACAAGACAGAUUGUAGAAGAGGUCACAGAAGAGUACGUGGACAGCCAAGGAAGAGCUAAAAAGCGCGUAAAAACAGUUGAUAACAGAUUAAGGCGAAUGAAAGAACGCUUUGAGCUAACGAUGUCUGGAGAGCUGCUGGAUGAUUUUGAGCCACCCGAAUGUAUUACACAAGUACGAGAAUAUCUCCAACAAAAGCGCCAUGUUAUUGUCACAGGGACCGCUGGUCGAUCGUAUCUACAGGUUGCCUUGUCCGCAAUAAAAGAAGUGAUUAAUCCUACACUUAACGUUAGUGGUGAAGUAGCUUAUAUUUACGAUUGGGACAGUAUUGAAACUUCCGAGUUUAAGUUAAUCCUUUGCCAAAACCCAUUCGGUGACGAAGUUUUUGAAAAAAAAAAGGCGUUUGUGAUGCGUGAAGGCCUUACGCGGACUCUUAAAUCUGCUAAUGAUGGAGAGUUGACGCUUGCAAUCGUGACAAGGAAAGAUGUUCUUCGUCAAGCUCAAAAGUUUUUUGGGAUGGACGAUCAUGUGUUACAAAACAUUGUUGAACCGUAUACAAAAACAACGGAGGACAACCCUGAAAUCAUCAAUCAUAGAUCCGGGAUGAAUGAUAGUAUACUUUCACAAAGCACGACGAACAGCGCUAUACAAGAAAUGAGUUCCUGCUAUCUUCAACAAAUAGACGAAUUGCCACUGAAUGAAUCAGUAUUCAAAAAGGCGAAAUCCACUUUGAAGAAAGAAAGAGUCGUUGUUCUUGUGGGUAGAAAUGGGCCUGCCAUACGUUCCUGCAUAAAACUACUAGCUGAACAGUUUGCACCAAACAACUGUUUGGUAAUGAGUAAUCCAGAUGACAUCAAACACCUUGAUGCGGAAACGGCAAUGGCAGUAUUUCUACACAUCACGGGACAGUAUGCAUUCGAUAUCAGCAAAAGUCGUCGAUGGUUCGAGUACUUUGAUUUCAUUUAUGCUCGUGUGAAAUCAAACAAACUCCGCGUUGUACUGGCUUUUCAACCGUCGGCCCUUACGCGCUGCAUCACCAAAAUCAAUGCUCAUGAACUGCUAAGACAUACUGUGGAGAUAAACUACAAGGACAUUGAUGAAAGUCGCGUUAAAAAGGAGGCAACAGCUGCGGACGAACUUCCACCACCAGGUACGAGUUUCCCCGGACAGCAAGAUGAUUCAGACGUUCCCCGUACUGCCAGUCAUCUAACUGACAUCAUCUUACCAGGGGAAAAAGACUUAUAUAUAUAUCCUUAUAUCACAUUGCUGUCCUUCAACAGGCUUCUUUUUACAGAAAAAGAUAUCAUGUUACUGAAUCUACAAACGCAGACUAUCACUUCCUCGUUGUCCUGCCAGGAUUAUAUUCGCGCAACACGUGUCUCUGAUACAAGAGCGGCCGUUAUUGGUGAUAAUGGACAUACUAUUAAGUUCAUCUCUGUGUCUGCCACUGACCAGAUGUCCUGGGACGGUGAGAUAAAUGUUGAUUGGGAAUGUAAGAAAGUUGCCUGUGCCGGGGACAGGCUAUUCGUUAGUAUCGAUUUCAAAAGAAACAGCAAUAUCAAAGUGAUAGAUCUUGAUGGAAAUGUACUGAAAAGCAUACAAGGAAAUUAUUACUAUCCAACAUUUGAAACUAAAUGGGAUCUUACACUUUGCAGUUAUGCUAGUCAUGACGUUUUAGUAUGCUAUGGCGAUGAGGUAACACGAUAUUCGAAAGAUGGAAUGGAGCAGCAUUCAUAUCAUAUAAAGAAAAAAAAGAAAAAAAAUAUUACAUCAGACGGGUCAGGCUAUCUCUAUUGUAGUGAACGUACUGGAAACAUCAUGUAUCAGGUGUCGUUAGAGAGUGGCAGCGUGACAAAGCUGCUGGGCGAGUUUCACGAGAUCUUUAAAGUUAAGGGUUUGGCCUACUGUAAUACGGAGGAUAAACUCUACGUAGCGUGUGAAGAAUACUUUAAAAAUGAACUUGUGAUUAAAGUGUUCAAGAUCUCAAAUUAAGAUACGUACUGAACUACGGCUUUUGUUUUAGAGUGAUGUAAUAAAAAUGUCUCUCCCUCUCUAAUAAUAUUGAUCCUAUUAUAUAUAUAUAUUAUAUAAGAUUUAUUAAAAGAAUGUCAUUACAUAUGCAGAAAGUUUACAAAAUGUUUUAACUAGUUAGUAAUUUGUUCAAAUGUGAGCAGUUUUUCACUUGAUUUGUGUGUAUAUUUAAGUUUAAAUAUUUUAGUUUAACUCUUUAAAACGGCGUAUUGGCCUUAAGGUCUUUAUCAACUCAUUUUUCUUAUCAUCAUACAACCGACUAUAAAUAUACAUUUUUUUUUAUCUUGUAUCAAAUAUUAACAAGGAUUAAAAACUGUUACGCCGAAACGUGAUAUUAAAGAGUAAAACUAAAGUAUUUAUUGAUAACUUAUCAAUUGAGUAGUUACUAGUAUAUCAGUGAUCUUUGUGAAUGUGUAUUGCCUUAUUUAUUUGUGAAUUGACUAUUCAUGUUUCCAGCUUAAUAUCAAUUGUAUUCUUUUUACAUAUUAGACAGAAUAAACUUUAUCAUUUACCAA
Molecule: messenger RNA, 3387 nt
Organism: Mya arenaria
Lineage: Eukaryota; Metazoa; Mollusca; Bivalvia; Myida; Myidae
Exons: 9
Coding region: 284-2833 (849 amino acids)
Source: RefSeq, a predicted model, not a curated record